Messenger RNA from Haemonchus placei, 363 nucleotides. The record is from the annotation of a GenBank genome assembly. Lineage: Eukaryota; Metazoa; Nematoda; Chromadorea; Rhabditida; Trichostrongylidae.
AUGGCAUCGAAAAGUUUUUCAGCAACUACGGAUCAAAUCUCAGGCAACUAUCCCAAGGCGCCUGGUUACGAGAGGGGGCCAUUAUCGCCGAAUCGUGGUAAUGAGUCGUCCAUGGGAAGGCUUCGUACCCAUUCAUUGAAUAUGGCCCACUUAGACCUUGGAAGACGUUGUAAUGUCAGCAGCUUCGAUGCGGCCCCUGGCACAUCCCUUCCAUCACAUUCAUCACUUUGUCGCUCCGACAGUGGAUUCCAUGCAGUCACAGGUGACUGGUCAUUGUUUUCCGUUGUCGGCAUUCUUUACUACAACUAUCACUGCAAUUUUUCCCACAAAUUGUUUAAGUUACCAGUCGGAUCGUCCGGCUAA